UCUGACGUGCCUAGGGAUCUACAACGGCGUGAUGGACGGCCGGGAGCUGGGGGCCCUCGUGUCGUCCUCGCAGUGCCCGUGCCUGUAGGAGCUCAGCCUGGACAUCAGGCUGGCCGCCGCAUCCGACGUCUCCAUCUGCUCCGACUCGCUCAAGCGGCUGUUCUUUCGCGUCGAGAACAGCCGCAGGCUAGUCGUCGCCGCCCCAAUGCUCCUGCAGAUCUGUGUGUCCAGGACCUUGGACUUGGAGGCACGCAUUGCCGCGCCGAAUCUAGCCGAUGUCGACCUCAGAGACGACAUGGGCCGGUACGAGAUUGCCGAGGCAGGGCGCCAUCUCCAGCGGCUGGUGGUCAAUCUGCGAUUCCCAGUGCCAGCAAUCCUGCGCCGGUUCGAUACCAUCGGAGAGCUCAUCGUUCGUCUCUUAAUUCAAUCGGGAAGAGAAGGAUACAACACUUUCAUUAAGGAGGUGAGGGGUCUCGAUUGUGAAACCUUGGUGCUACGUUCAAUGUGGACUGUGCACCAAUUUGAACCGAGCAUGUUGCAUCUCCUGAGGAUAUGCAAUGGCCUAAAGAAGUUCGUAGUAACUUUGAGAUGCAGCGAGAUUGCCCUCGUACUUGGCCGGAGAGUUACAGAAAUGAUAACAUUUCACUUGAUUCACUUGAAGAGCUGGAAAUCAAUGGCUUCACUGGGAAAGACCAUCAGCUGGACAGUGUGAACCUGCUGGUUGGACGCAAUGCGCCGUUGCUCAAAGGAGUAGUCUUUCG
Molecule: messenger RNA, 761 nt
Organism: Panicum hallii
Lineage: Eukaryota; Viridiplantae; Streptophyta; Magnoliopsida; Poales; Poaceae
Exons: 3
Coding region: 206-712 (168 amino acids)
Source: RefSeq, a predicted model, not a curated record